UCCACAAUCGAUUCUCAGGUUAACAGGAGCUGCAGUGAGGAAACGUCUGGCCCACAUCUGCAGUGUGAGGUUUUAAGAGGGGAAGGAGAGCUGCGAGACAUGGACUGUGGAAUCCACUGAAACUAUUCAGCUUCGUUCAGUCUGCUCAUUUGGUUUGCAGGGUGCCGAUGUUUGCUGCCGGUUCAGAGAUACACUGAAUAAACUCUCUCGACAGCACGUGAAAACGGCAAACCUUGGACUUAACAAUACCUGUCUCUGACUUCUCCAUCUGCACUCAUGUACAGCAGCGGCUACUCCCAGGUGAACAAGUUCACCCCAAGGGCCCAGAAGAAGAUGAAGUACCACUCAAAGGGCAAGAGUUGUGGCUACUACAUGCGGAUUGUCUUCUUCUUCUCUUCGCUCAUCCAGUCUCUUAUCAUAGUCAGCCUCGUGCUCUUUCUGAUCUAUGGCAAGACGCAGGACUCCGCGUCCGUCACGCGUGUCCAGGACCUGGAGGAGAGGUUCAGCCGGGUAUCUUUAGAGAAUGUGGCCCUCAGGGAGCAGAGGAAGAACCUGACCAACCUCCUCAACACCACACUGGUGGAAAAGGCUCGCAACGACUGGGACCUGAACCAGCUGCGCCACCUCAGCAACGUGUCACUUGUCAUGAUCCAAGAUUUUCAGAGGACGCUGAUACAGUGCAAAAACGACGUGAUGAGUUGUAAGUUCAGAUUUGAUGGUCCACAAGUAGCACAAGCAUUUUCACCUGGCGGCUGUCCCUGCAACUGUGGGUAUCUUGAGCGAGAGAAUGCCAAGUUAGAGCUUCUGAGGUCCAACUUCACCCAGACUACAAAGCUGAUGAGGAUGGAAAUGGAUCAGAUCCUGAAAGAGAGAGACAACUGUAGCUUAGGGUCCAUCCAUCUGAGGAGGGACAAAUCCAUACUGCAAAUGGAGUUACAGAGCUAUAAGAACGAAGCAAAACAAGAUUUUCAACACUCCCUGACGACUGUUACCAACGUCUCUAGAGCUUUCCUUGAGAAGAUCGAUUCUCUUUUCCCAAGACACCUCGCCUUCCAGCUCACUUGUGCAAAGCAGAGAGAGCAUCUGGAUCAGAUACGCACCAACUGCACCAACCUGUCCCGAGAAGUGGAGGACAAGCUCCAGCGCUACCUGAACAUUGUUGGGGACCAGGUGUCAAGCAUCCAAGCUGAAAACAACCACUUGAAGGCAGAAAACUCGCUGCUGUCUCUGGACUAUCGCCAGUGCAGCCAGAACCGAAUGAGCCUCAUCAGGGACUACAAGCAGAACAGAGAAGAGCUUCAGAAGAAACACGAUCAAGAAAAAGAGAAACUCUUCAUGGACAAGCUAAAGCUGGACGCGGAUAUAGAUGUCCUGACUAAAACUGUCAAAUAUAAGAGUAAAGAGGUCGAUCACCUUGCAGAGCGACUCAAGCAGCUCAACAUGUCAUGCACGCUAAAGGGAUUUGGAGGUCAAGGCCAGGGCCUGCGACCAAACACACAGUAUCAACCUGGGGGGGGCGGAUUCGGUGGUGGACUCAAUUACAAUCCGCUAGGAAGGCCAAACUCAGGUGGGUUAGGUCCAAACUUUGGUACUGGCUCAGCAUUCAAUAAGCCUGCAGCUGGAUUCGGUGCUUCAUCAUACCUGCCAUCUGGGUCAAGUUCAAGCCAAAGCAACACUGGAUACGGACUCAACAAGCCAGGGUCAACUGGAACGGGCUCUUCGAGUUCAUAUCUGCCAUCUGGGUCAAGUUCAAGCCAAAGCAACACUGGAUAUGGCCUCAACAAGCCAGGGUUAACUGGAACUGGCUCUUCGAGUUCAUACCUGCCAUCUGGGUCAAGUUCAAGCCAAAGCAACACUGGAUAUGGAGUCAACAAGCCGUCAACUGGAACAGGCUCUUCGAGUUCAUACCUGCCAUCUGGGUCAAGUUCAAGCCAAAGCAACACUGGAUAUGGAGUCAACAAGCCGUCAACUGGAACAGGCUCUUCUAGUUCAUAUCUGCCAUCUGGGUCAAGCUCGAGCCAAAGUAACACUGGAUAUGGAGUCAACAAGCCGUCAACUGGAACAGGCUCUUCAAGUUCAUACCUGCCAUCUGGGUCAAGUUCAAGCCAAAGCAACACUGGAUAUGGAGUCAACAAGCCAGGAUCAACUGGGGGAGUUGGGUCAAGUUCAGGUUCGUCCAAGCCAGGGUUGCUUGGGAGGGGUUCUACAGCUGGGUCAAGUUCUUCAAGUGGGUCCACAAGCAAAAGUGGGUCGCCCAGCUCUGGAUACAAUUUCUUUGGGGUUGGGAGCAGCAAAUCAGAUCCAAGCAAGACGGUGCCACAGAAACCAUCAAGUGGAAGCACUUAUGGUGGGACUGGAUCAUCUCUUGGAGGAGGAAGGACAAGUGGGGUGGCAGCUGCCUCGGGCAGCAUCAGCCAACACAUUAGAGAUCUGCAACGCAUAAUCAACCCCUCCAGCCCACAGGAGAAACAAGAGCUUUCCAGAAUGCUGGGUUAAUCCAACCUUAGGAGGAAAGAAGAGAGAGAAAAAACUUUUCAUAUUGAAUCUUCUACAACAAUGCAAGACCUUAUUUAGAAAGCUGAAUGCAAGUCUCUCAUAUUGAGCUCAUAUACUCUAUAUCAAUAAAUGUAUUGUAUUAUAUGCUGUCAAUAUAACAACUGAUUCUCCAAUAGGCAUAUAUAAAAGUACUUUCACUGACUUUUACAAUGUUGAAUUCAGAGUGAACUUUGCUGCUUGAAUAAUGUAGAAUUAAUGAUGAACAUGCAAACCUGAAUUAAUAUCAUAUUUACAAUAAAAAAAUAAAAAACUUUGUAUAUAUAAA
Cololabis saira (Pacific saury) is the source of this 2821-nucleotide messenger RNA. It is a transcript of the gene plvapa, whose product is annotated as plasmalemma vesicle associated protein a. The transcript is spliced from 6 exons. Bases 277 to 2496 code for a protein of 739 amino acids. Lineage: Eukaryota; Metazoa; Chordata; Actinopteri; Beloniformes; Belonidae. Gene Ontology annotation, biological process: positive regulation of cellular extravasation; regulation of vascular permeability. The record is from RefSeq and is a predicted model, not a curated record. Gene Ontology annotation, cellular component: caveola.